AUGUCUGAAGAAGGCGCCGACCUGCCCCAUGAAGUCGAGCAUGAUCACGCCACCGCCCCCGAUGGCAGCACACCUGCCGUUGUUGGGUCGGCGAUCGUGAAGCUGGCCAGUUCCAAUUCUGAAUCCGUCGGUGAGAUGGCCAGCGAGACCAGCAACACUGGGUCUAAGCCAGCCAGCCCGGCGCUGCUCCAUGCCGGCGAGGACAGCAACACCGAGUCAAAGAUCGCCAGCCCGGUAGUAUUCCAUGCCGGCGAGGACAACACCGGAUCCAAGCUCUCCAGCCCGGUGGUGCUUCAUGCCGGUGAGGAAAACAACGCCGGAUCCAAGCUCGCCAGCCCGGCGGUGCUUCAUGAUGGCGAGGACAACAACGCCGGAUCCAAGCUCGCCAGUUCGGCGGUGCUCCAUGCCGGCGAGGACAACAACACCGAGUCCAAGCUUGCCAGUCCGGUGGUGCUCCAUCCCGGCGAGAACAAUCGAGCCGAGUACAAGCUCGCCAUCCAGGCGGUGCCCCAUGCUGGUGAGGACAGCACUCCUAUGUCCAAGCUGGCCUGUCCGGUGGUGCUCUAUGCCGGCGAGGGCACAAAUGCCGAUUCCAAGAUGGACAUCCCCAUGCCCCAUGUCAGCGUGGACAGCAACACUAACGCCAGGUUCAAGCAUGAUAGCCCGGCAGUGCUCUAUGCUGAGCUCGCAAGUCAAGUGGUUCCCCAUGCUGGGCCGACGGUGCUCCAGGCCGGCGAGGGCAACAACAUCCAGGCGGUGCCCCAUGCCGGUGAGGACAAUAACGCCGGAUCCAAGCUUGCCAUGUCAGCGGGACUCCAUGUUGGCGAGAGCAACAACGCCUCCAAGUUCAUCAUCCAGGCGGUGACCCAUGCCGGCGAGGACAACAACGCCGAGUCCAGGCUCUCCAGGCUGGGGGAGUUCCAAGCAGGCGAGGGCAACAACACUGCGUCCAAGCAUGCCAUCCAGGCGGUGCCCAUUGCCAGUGAUGACAACAACUCUGGGUCCAAGAUCGCCAUCGAGGCAGUGCCCUAUGCCGGCGAGGACAACAACGCCGGCGGGUCCAAGAUCGCCAUGCUGGCGGCGCUCCAUGACGGCGAGGACAACAACGCCACGUCCGAGCUCACUAUCCAGAUGGUUUCCAAUGCCGGCGAGGACAACAAUGCCGGAUCCAAGCUUGCUAGCCCAGCGGCGGUCAACGCCGAUGACAACAACGUCGAGAAAGGAAAGAACAACAUAGUCGGAGAAGGUAGAGGCAGAGGCAGAGGUAGAGGAAAUGGCAAGGGCAAGGGUGUCGCAACGGAGGAGGAAAAGGGGUUGCACAUCUGGACGGAGAGGGAGCGAAGAAAGAAGAUGAAGAACAUGUUCAGCACCCUGCACGCGCUCCUUCCCCGGCUCCCCGAAAAGGUCGACAAGUCCACUAUAGUGGCGGAGGCCGUGACCUACAUCAGGUCUCUGGAAGGCACCAUCAAGAGCCUGGAGAAGCUGAAGCAGGACCGCAUCCGCGCGCAGCAGGUGGCGGCGGGCGCCAGCUGCAGCCGCGCGGCACCACCACCCCCGCUGCCGCCGCCUGCGCCGGCGGCCCCGACGAGGGAGGCUAUCCUGGCGGACAUGGUCCAGAGCUGGAACGCGCAGGAGGCUAUCAUGGCCGAGCUCAGGGCUGCCGCAUCCGCGGUGGUGUCCGGGGUCCCCAGGGCGGUGGGCAGCUCCUCCGCCGCCGCUGCCGCGCCCGCGCUCGCGCCGGCGCCGGCGCUCCAGACGUGGUCCGGGCCCAACAUCGUGGUGUGCAUCGCCGGCAGCGACGCCUUCAUCAACCUGUGCACCCCGCGGCGCCCCGGGAUGCUGACCAGGCUGCUGCACGUGCUGGAGAGGCACCGCAUCAACGUCAUGGCCGCCACCAUCUCCUCCGACCAGACCCGCAGCUUCUUCUCCAUCCAAGCUCGCAUCAAUGAGGCGACCCCGCCUCCACCGAUGCUCCCGGGGAACCUCAGGGCUGAAGAGAGGUACAAGCUGGCGGUGGGAGAGAUGCUGCACGCCAUCGCCAACUGA
This is a messenger RNA of Setaria italica (foxtail millet), 2046 nucleotides long. RefSeq lists its product as uncharacterized. Lineage: Eukaryota; Viridiplantae; Streptophyta; Magnoliopsida; Poales; Poaceae. Gene Ontology annotation, biological process: endosperm development; regulation of DNA-templated transcription. The coding region runs from base 1 to 2046 and encodes 681 amino acids. Gene Ontology annotation, molecular function: DNA-binding transcription factor activity; protein dimerization activity. The record is from RefSeq and is a predicted model, not a curated record. The transcript is spliced from 4 exons.